UUUUUUUAUCCCCGGUGUCAUCCGCUCCCAACUCUGGGAUGGUGAACGGCUCCUCGCGGCUCCAUGACUGGAAGAUUACCCGUUCCAUCUCCACCCCGUCAGCCCUACUAGGCUGGCAUCCAGGGUUCUGAUUGGUGGAGAAGCAUGGAGUGGAGAUCGUGGUCAGGCAACCAUAUUCUGGCCAAUGGAGGGAGAGGAUGGGGGUUUGUUUGGUUUUGUCUGUUUGCUGUUCGUCCCGCAGAACUGGCAUCCUUUUCCAUCUUAUUCUUCUGUAGUAGAUCACACGCACUUUGCAAGAUCCACAAGGAUAUUUAUAAACCAGGGGCCCUCCGCAAACUAGGUAAACAUCGGUUACAGGAUGACUCUAUAUACUCGAUACAUAUACCUUCUGGCUUAUUUCCAGGCUAUAUAUCUCGAAGACUGUCGCUGCAACUGUUGCAUUAAGUUACUUGAAUAUAAAAUGGACUUAAGGAGGCCUACACAUAAAUA
Messenger RNA from Aspergillus pseudotamarii, 489 nucleotides. RefSeq lists its product as uncharacterized. The coding region runs from base 145 to 444 and encodes 99 amino acids. The transcript has a single exon. NCBI's taxonomy places the organism in Eukaryota, Fungi, Ascomycota, Eurotiomycetes, Eurotiales, Aspergillaceae. The record is from RefSeq and is a predicted model, not a curated record.